Messenger RNA from Penicillium cinerascens, 417 nucleotides. RefSeq lists its product as uncharacterized. The record is from RefSeq and is a predicted model, not a curated record. Bases 1 to 417 code for a protein of 138 amino acids. Lineage: Eukaryota; Fungi; Ascomycota; Eurotiomycetes; Eurotiales; Aspergillaceae. The transcript has 2 exons.
AUGUCUUCCUCUCCCGCCAAGUCGACUCUCAAGUCGGCCUCGAAGGCGGACUCAAAGUCCAGCCUCCAGACAAACCUUCAAGAGACCGGUAAAACAGUUGAUGAUGCCAUCAAAGUCCUGAAGCCCGCCGAGCUCAGAAUCCUCUUGAUCGGGCAGCUCUACACCGACCAGGCGAUCAGGGUCGACUACGCAAAGCUAGCUAGCAAGCUCGGCUACACCCCCGGCAGAGCCCGUACCGUCUGGAACAAUGCCCGCCGCAAGCUCACCGACUCCCUUGACGCCAUCGAGGGUGCUUCCCCUUCCCCUAAUAAGAUACGCCGCGCUGGCCGCAAGAAGGCCAAGACCCCUACCCCCUCUGAUGAGGAAGAGAAGGUUGCUGUGGACGACGAUGAGGCCGAGGAUGACAACUCCGAUUAG